CGCUGUGUGCUCAUAACAGCCAUGGCGGCAACGAUGGCCUCCGUGACGGCGGCACCAUUUGUGACGCAAAAUUCACUGUUGUCGUUAACACAACAAACGCUGCAAAAACACUUUCACAACGGCAACACCAACAACAACCAUCAUUAUAGCAUUAGUGACAACAUCAGUACUUUUAUUUCUGCUUCGUCACAUAAUUACAAUCGUCGACACUCACAGCUGCCACUGGCCACACUUACGCCGCCUACUUCUCCACCAGCAACGUUGCGAAUAAUGGAUAUUGAGGUGUUGAAUGCGAGCAGCAGCAGCAGCAGCAGCAGUAGCAACAACAACAUCAUCGGCGGUGAUAACGCAAACCACUUGAAGAGUCUUUCAUCGAUUGUAGAGGCGUCGGAUAUGGGCGAGGGCUACAUGAAUCAGCUACCAAUCUUUGACUUUGGACUGCCGCGUAAUAUAACGGCACGUACCGGUCAAACGGAAGCUACAAUUAAAUGUCGUGUCGAGCGAUUGGAUGAUAAAUCGGUCUCGUGGAUACGUAAACGUGAUUUGCAUAUACUGACGGUAGCCACAGCCACGUAUACAUCGGACAAACGCUUUCAGGUGAGUUCAUCGAAAGAUGGACGUGAGUGGAUAUUGCAUGUGAAAUCGCCGCAGGCUCGUGACAGUGGCAUCUAUGAAUGUCAAGUGAAUACGGAACCGAAAAUGUCGAUGGCAUUUCAGUUGAACAUCAUUGAGAUACCCGCCGAUUCACGCGCCGUUAUCAGUGGUCCAGCCGAUCUGCAUUUCAAAGUCGGCAGCGCAAUUAUACUCAACUGUCAUGUGCAACAGCCGAGCAGUCGUGAUAUCGGACCGAUUUAUUGGUAUCGCGGUGACCAUAUAAUCACGCCCUUCGAAGUGGAUAAUGACGAAAGCGACAGCGUUGCAAGCGGCAACACAGACAGCGGUGUUGGUAAUGACGCAGGUGCGCCAGCACUAGCAGACAAUGAGGUGGAAGGUGAUGUGACAGCGACUAUAACGAAUGCCAAUGCGUUGGCUGCUGCAGGCAAUGCCAGUCCGGGCAGGGAGACGAAUGCGGCGGCAGCAACUCAACAUGAUGACUUAACAAACGAAAUAACGCCGGACUUCACGGCGCGCAUAGCAAUGGAAUCACAGUUGGGUGACACAAUGAAAUCAAGGUUGCGCAUCUCAAAUGCACAGACAACGGAUACGGGGAAUUACACUUGUCAGCCGACAACGGCGAGCAGCGCCAGCGUCAUGGUGCAUGUGAUUAAUGAUGAGAACCCAGCAGCUAUGCAAAAAAGCAGUGCCGGCUCAUUGUGCACGACAACAACUACAAUCAUAGCAACAAAGUAUAGAACAAAUAUGAUGCUCAUGCUUUUGGUGGCAACAAUAAUAUUAAAAACACUAAUGACAAGAGCAAAUCUAAUAACGAGAACAAUAGCAGAUACACCGAUGAUGCGCGCUAAUUGUGAAGUGUGUCGGUGGCAGUGCAAGAAAGAAGCAGUGAAUGGUCAUCAGAAGCAGCAGGCAAAACAACAAAACAAUCGGUAUCAGCAUCAGCAAUAGCAAUUCCAAUUGCAACAUCUUUUGUUGUAUUCUUCGCAAUGUCUCAAGCAGCAGACGUUGUUGUUUGUUUUUAUUGUUGUUGUUUUUGUUUUUGCUUUAUUGUUACGUUAGUAACAAGUUUAGCUGUAUUGGACGUUAUUGUUGCCCCCCAUGCCUUUGCUCACAUCAUUGCUGCCACAGCCGCUAGCACCUCUGCUACGAUGAUAACAAGUACUGCACCAACAACAGCAACAAUAAAAAUACUAGAUAUGUCAGGUGCCAGCUUCUGCAUACCGGAUAAUAUACUUGUCAGUGCCAGUUGCAACUUUCUCAUCAAAACCAACAUCAGCAGCAGCACCAGCAAUGGCAGCAAUAACAGCAACAAAAACAGCUAUAUUGGCGUAAUCAUUAGAAAUAGCUAGAGUAUUCGCAACAGGAUUACUGGCAUCCUCAUUAGCGUCUCGACCAUCCGCAAUUGCCAUGAAUUCUCUAGCUUUCCCUCGUGCACACCACAUCACACCAUCCAAGCACUCCGCCCAGCCGCCUAAUUGUAAUGUGGCAUCACACUACGGUUAUUGUGGCUGCCACCGCCGCUGCGCUCCUCCUAAGCUGUUGCAUGUUGCUUGCAAUUUAUUGCCGCAUUGUUCUUCAGCGCUGAGGUAUUUCAUGAGAGAAAUUUGCGCACACAGCUUCUACUGGUGGCAGCGACAGCGAAGUUUGCUGCAGCGACAUGCACUGGGAAACAUAAUACCAGAUGACGCCGCAACAAAUAACUAAGGUUGUGCUGGCCACCAAUCAUCUAGCCAGUAAGUCAGUCAGCGAGGCAGUCAGUAGAGCAGUAAGGCAGCUACACAUCCAACAACAAGUAUCAUUGAGGUAUUUCCUUUGUCUGGUCGCAAUAACAGUGUGCGUGUAGUGGUGGAAGACGUUGUCGCGCGCGUAUGUAUUGACUUACAUUGCGCUGAAGACACGAUGAUUACUAGGCAAUAACCUCUUCUGUUGUUCUUGUCCUUAUGGACGUUGGUUAUUUUGAAUGCUGAUUGCUUGCCUUCGGGAGUGAGCUUUCAGGUUUAAAAUGAUGCCUUUAUAAAGUACUCUUUUCAUGGACUCAAUUAUGAGGCUACGGUCAGAAGAGUCAGACUUAUAUUAUUCAGCUCCAUAUUUUCGCUGAUCCACUUCGAGGAGCGCCUUUCAUCCAAUUUAGCGGAAAAUGAAGCGUGGGUUGGGCUUUGUUGAAAAAAAGAUUUUAUAGUAUCUAUACUUGGGGAAAGACAACUUCAAAGUUAGCAAACAGCCAUCACUAAAAGAACUAAAAGACUACUAAAGUUUGUCGAGGAGAAAAAAAACGACCUUUCAUCACUGCUAGCCAAGAGGAUUAACGUUUGAGGAUCGUAAGUGUUAAUGGCUUGUUGGGUUGUCAGCUCACCUAACUAACUAACCAUGCUUGGACCCAAACAUCGAUUUAGGUUGAAAACUCCUAAGCUGGUGUUACUCUAUCGCCUCACUUUGUUGCAUAUUUCAUACGAUUUGUUAUU
This is a messenger RNA of Anastrepha obliqua, 3077 nucleotides long. RefSeq lists its product as uncharacterized. Lineage: Eukaryota; Metazoa; Arthropoda; Insecta; Diptera; Tephritidae. Gene Ontology annotation, cellular component: neuron projection membrane. Bases 22 to 1563 code for a protein of 513 amino acids. Gene Ontology annotation, biological process: synapse organization. The transcript has 7 exons. The record is from RefSeq and is a predicted model, not a curated record.